AGACAACUCAAACCGGAAGCGUUACGCUGAUGGCAGCCGCAGAUGUUGUAACACUGCAACAUCACAGGGCUGUCACUUUUUUUUAGAGUAAACAAAAGAAAAAGGAAAAUCCUAACAAAUUAUAAGAUGAGUGAGGUGUCUGCAGAUGCUGUCACCCUGGACCUGCUGAGAAAAGCCAGGGAGACAGUGAGGAGCAGCCCCCUGGGUGUCAUCAACACUCCCAUGAUCCCCUGGUGCCAGACCACCCUGCCUCUCAAUAUCAGCUGUAACAUCCACAUCAAACUGGAAAACAUGCAGAGAACUGGUUCCUUUAAGAUCAGAGGAGUGGCCAAUCAGUUUGCCAGAAUAUCAAAGGGUGGUCAUUUUGUCACCAUGUCUGCAGGAAACUAUGGGAAGUCAUUUGCGUACGCCUCAAAACACUAUGGGUCAAGGGGCAAGGUGGUUAUGCCCAAAACUGCCCCAAUGUCCAGAUCCAUCCUCAUACAGAGUUUCGGGGUGGAGGUGGAGCGAGUUUCCACCUUCAGCCUGAUGAAUGUGGUAAACCGCUGCAUUCAGGAGAACAACAUGACAUUCCUGCACUCAUAUGAUGAUCUGGACCUAAUAGCAGGACAUGCCAGUCUCGGUAUGGAGGUGCUGGAGGUGAUUCCUGAGCCUGAUGUGGUGGUGGUGUGUUGUGGUGGAGGGGGGCUGCUGGCCAGUGUAGCUGCUGCCAUCAAACUGUCCGGCUGUGAUAAGACCAGGAUCUAUGGUGUGGAACCAGAAGGAGCCUGCACCAUGUACAAAAGCUUCAUUCAGAAGAAACCAGUGGGCAUGGACACCAAGAGCAUUGCCUCAGGUCUUGCACCACCUUUUGCAGGCAGGCUACCCUACGAGUUGUGCCAGCGUUACGUGGAGGCGAUCGUCCUGGUGACUGAUGAGGAGAUCAAGGUGGCGGUGUCCACUCUCUUCAGGUCUGGACUCGUGGUGGAGCCAUCGGGCACUGCUGCCUUCGCUGCCAUUGUUAACAACAAGAUACCUGAGCUGGAGGGAAAGAAUGUUGUGUGCGUCCUCAGCGGAGGGAACAUCGGAAAAGACGAGCUUGCCAACUUCCCAGAUUGACAGACAUCUUUAGAACUACUAUAUGACUAAUUUUGACAAGAUUGUGCCAAUGUAUGGCUGCUGGGGAGGAAUCAAGGACAAACUGUAUGACUUAUUGAGUUUAUGUUGUAUCAUAUUUGUUCUGAUGGAGGUGGAGAUGAAUUAUGAUCAAAUGUUAUUUAUCUACAUAAUUUGAGUUAUUACAAAAUGUCGAUGACCAAACUUUAAAUGGUCUCUUGAUAACCAUUUAAAGUACCACAAUCUCAAGUAAAUCAAUAUAUAUUUCAUUUCAAUGGAAAUGUUGUUCUCUUUAGUGUAUGGAACUGCAGUCUCUGUUAAUAAACACCUUGAUCUCAUUUUGAGUAGGCAAAUGUU
Molecule: messenger RNA, 1452 nt
Organism: Xiphias gladius (swordfish)
Lineage: Eukaryota; Metazoa; Chordata; Actinopteri; Istiophoriformes; Xiphiidae
Gene: srr
Product: serine racemase
Exons: 7
Coding region: 127-1098 (323 amino acids)
Biological process (GO): L-serine catabolic process; L-threonine catabolic process
Molecular function (GO): threonine deaminase activity; L-serine ammonia-lyase activity
Source: RefSeq, a predicted model, not a curated record